UCACUUGCAUUGCAUGUCUCGUUAAUAUCUUUCACCUUUUUUCUCUCUUUCCAAUUUCCACCAACUAAGAAAAAAUAUAACACAACAAUGAGAGUUUCACCACAAAAUUCAGAAACCGAGAGCACCUCAAAUUCAUCACCAUACACAACAAACUCAAUUCAAGAAGACCAAGAAUCCAACAACAAGAAGUUGAAACGCAACCGUGAUUCCAACAAACACCCCGUCUACCGAGGUGUUCGCAUGAGAAAUUGGGGAAAGUGGGUGUCCGAAAUCCGCGAGCCACGUAAGAAAUCGCGGAUUUGGCUAGGCACUUUCCCCACUGCUGAAAUGGCUGCUAGAGCGCAUGACGCUGCUGCGCUCUGCGUUAAAGGAAAAUCCGCCAUUCUAAAUUUCCCUCACUUAAGAGAUUCUCUUCCAAAACCUGUUUCUUUAGCCCCUCGCGACGUUCAGGCCGCGGCGGCUAAAGCAGCUCAAAUGGACAUUGGCAAAUUUGAGCUAUCAUCAUCUUCUUCUUCAUUGUCAUCGUUGUCAACAUCUUCGUUGACAACGAUGUCAACAUCAACAAGUCUGUUAAUGAAGACAACAAAAACUCUGUCUUCAUCAGCAGACUUGUCAGCUACUUCUGAAGAACUUAGUGAGAUUAUUGAGCUACCAACUUUGGAAAACGGUUAUGAUGAUGUUGGGAAAGAGGAAUUUGUCUAUGUUGACUCACAAGCACAAGACUAUGCUUGGAUGAUGUAUCAGCAACCAAUGACAUGGCUACAAACAACACAAGAAGAAGAUGGUUGUUGUGUUGGUGAUGAUGGACUUGUUAAUAAUGGUGUUGUAACUAGUUUCGAGAGUUUUAUGUGGAAUUACUAGGUUCUUGUUUUUGUUUUUCUUUCUUUUCUUUCUCUCUCUUUGUUCCUGUCUUUUCUUGUGAAUGCUUUUCUUUUAUUUUAUCUUCUUAAUUUGAUUGAUUGAUAUAAUUAUAGUUAUAUCUAUAAUUAUUAAUGUCACUCUUCUUCA
Medicago truncatula (barrel medic) is the source of this 1008-nucleotide messenger RNA. RefSeq names its product dehydration-responsive element-binding protein 3. The record is from RefSeq and is a predicted model, not a curated record. Bases 88 to 861 code for a protein of 257 amino acids. The transcript has a single exon. Gene Ontology annotation, molecular function: DNA-binding transcription factor activity; DNA binding. Gene Ontology annotation, biological process: regulation of DNA-templated transcription. Lineage: Eukaryota; Viridiplantae; Streptophyta; Magnoliopsida; Fabales; Fabaceae.